AUGGGGAAUAACAUUUCAACUUCAUCUUUUUCCCCAUACUCCACUCAAAAUUCUUCAAAUUAUUUUACAAAUAUGUUAAAUGGUACAAAUUUGUCAAGUGUCGGGGAAUCUGAAGGUGAGGAUGUGGUUAAUCAUGGUUGUGGAGGUUCGGGAUCCGGUGUAUCUCUUAGUAACAUUAACAUUAAUUCUGUGGCAGAAGAAGAAAAUGAAGGUGAUAAUGAUGAACCAACACCAACAAUUUCAAGUGGUAAAGGGAGGAGGAUAUCUUGGAAUAAGGCCCAAGAUAACCUUUUAAUUAGUGGAUGGCUCAAUUAUGCUCCUGAUAAAGUAAAUGGUACUAAUCAAACCGGUGAAGCAUUUUGGAGUAAGAUAGUAGACUACUACAACAAGCAUCGUAGUGGGGGAAGACCAAGAGAACUUCAACAACUCAAGUGUCGCUGGCAAAAAAUACGACCUGCAGUUGCAAAAUAUGCAGCAUGUGUUGAUCUAUGCAAACAACGAAAUAAAAGCGGUGAGUGCACUUUAGAUGUCACUAAUGAAGCUAACGCAAUUUAUUAUUCUGAUAUGGAAGAAGAUUUUAAGUUUGACUUUGCAUAUGAAAGAUUAAAAAACCAACCUAAAUUUAUGAAUGCAUUUGUGUACACCACCGAUUCAUCAACACCCUUAUUUGAUCCUCCAAAUUAUCAAACUCCAAGUGGUAUCAAUCAAUCUGGAGGAAGUGAGGGGAGUGAAAAAAGAUCAAGACUAGACGAAAGUAGAAAUUUUUCUUCGUCAUCUGCAGAAAGAACACCACAAAGUGCUAACCCCCUAACACGACCAGGGGGUCAAAAGGCAGCAAAAAGGAAAUUGAAGAUGAAGGCAACUGAUGUUGUUGAUCCUUUGCAAGAGAAACUUGCAAGUGUACAACAUUCAAACGAAGAAACUGCAAAGGCAGUGAAGGAGUUCGUUGAGGUUGAACGAAUUAGAGAGGAAAGAAAAAGACAAGCCCAAAUCAUGAAAGAACAGGAAUUAAAAUAUCAACUACUACAAGCAUUACUAAGUCAAGAUACUUUAUCAGAGGAAGAUGAAGCUCGUAAAAAUAAGUUGUGGGACGAAUUAAUGACCAUGUAA
Molecule: messenger RNA, 1110 nt
Organism: Chenopodium quinoa (quinoa)
Lineage: Eukaryota; Viridiplantae; Streptophyta; Magnoliopsida; Caryophyllales; Amaranthaceae
Product: glutathione S-transferase T3-like
Exons: 1
Coding region: 1-1110 (369 amino acids)
Source: RefSeq, a predicted model, not a curated record